AUGUUAAUUUACCAAAACACCACUUCCCGCUAUUUAUAUCAGUUGCUUCCAAUUCUGUUGAUUUCCAAUUUCUAAAGCGCGGAUAAGUGGACUCCAACCACUUCAUCUCGGGGGAAAAAUUUUAAUUUUCUCUCCGUCCAAACAAUUUGAAAAAAAAAAAUUAACCGCUUGUGAUGGCCGGCCGUUACGAUAGCAAUCCGUUCGCUGAAGAAGAAGUGAAUCCUUUCUCUGACCCUGCUGUUAGGGGGAAAGCAUCAGGCCAGUCAAAGUUUGGCGGAGGUGCAAAUUAUACAACUAAUCCUGGAAGUGUUCCACCAGCAGUAAAUUCAAGGCUUGCACCUCUUCCUCCUGAACCGGCUGGUUUUAAUUAUGAUCGAGAUGCACCAAUUGACAUUCCUCUUGAUUCAGCCAUAGACUUGAAAAAGAAAGCAAAGGAACUUCAAGCUAAAGAGGCUGAAUUGAAAAGACGGGAGGAGGAGGUAAGACGGAAAGAAGAAGCGUUAGCACGAGCUGGAAUUGCACUUGAGGUGAAAAAUUGGCCACCAUUUUUCCCAAUUAUUCAUCAUGAUAUUGCAAGCGAAAUACCAAUACAUCUACAAAGAUUGCAGUAUCUUGCAUUUGCAACUUUUUUAGGAUUGGUUCUGUGUCUUUUCUGGAAUAUCAUAGCUGUUACUACAGCAUGGAUCAAAGGCGAAGCUGUAGGGGCAAAGAUAUGGUUACUUGCCAUUAUUUACUUCAUAGCUGGGGUUCCAGGAGCCUAUGUGCUGUGGUAUCGUCCUCUGUAUCGUGCUUUCAGGACUGAAAGUGCUAUGAAGUAUGGAUGGUUUUUCCUGUUUUAUUUGCUCCACAUCGGCUUUUGCAUAGUUGCUGCAGUUGCUCCCCCGAUAUUUUUCAAAGGAAAAUCUCUUACGGGUAUUUUGCCUGCCAUGGAUGUUCUAAGCAGGCAUGCUCUGGCUGGGAUAUUCUACCUUGUUGGAUUUGGAUUAUUUGUCGUUGAAACACUGGUCAGCAUUGGGGUUCUACAGCAAGUGUACAUGUACUUCCGAGGAAGCGGUAAAGAAGCUGAGAUGAAGCGUGAAGCUGCACGAGGAGCAAUGAGGGCUGCUCUAUCAUAAUGCGCUCUCAUCUGUGGAUUUAGUUUGUACAUGCCCCUUCGCCAGCGGUAGUGCCGAGACAAUAAGGAUUACUUCCUGGCUUUUGUUACACCUGUAUUCUUAACUUAUGUUCAUUGCAGCUUUUUGUACAUGUUGUGUACUGGAGUCGUUGACAUGGGGCCUUGUUGAGACUACCCAAAUGAGUUUAUAUUUAUAUACAGAGAACUUUAUUUGAUGAUUCUUUUAUAGAAAUGUACUUUUAUUUUUAGAA
Mangifera indica (mango) is the source of this 1365-nucleotide messenger RNA. RefSeq names its product secretory carrier-associated membrane protein 3-like. Bases 174 to 1115 code for a protein of 313 amino acids. Gene Ontology annotation, cellular component: trans-Golgi network membrane; recycling endosome membrane. The record is from RefSeq and is a predicted model, not a curated record. Gene Ontology annotation, biological process: protein transport. Lineage: Eukaryota; Viridiplantae; Streptophyta; Magnoliopsida; Sapindales; Anacardiaceae. The transcript is spliced from 14 exons.